Tilletiopsis washingtonensis is the source of this 3515-nucleotide messenger RNA. RefSeq lists its product as hypothetical. The transcript has 2 exons. Gene Ontology annotation, molecular function: protein binding. Gene Ontology annotation, cellular component: cell cortex of cell tip. Lineage: Eukaryota; Fungi; Basidiomycota; Exobasidiomycetes; Entylomatales. The record is from RefSeq and is a predicted model, not a curated record. The coding region runs from base 1 to 3312 and encodes 1103 amino acids.
AUGACGGCGCCGAGCUCGCUGCGCCCCUCCUUCAGCGACCACGGCGCCCGGCGGGCAGCGUCGCGCGGCCGGCGGGCGCUGCACACGCUCUCCUCCGUGCCUUCGUCCUGGUCCUGCUCUGCCCAAGCCUCCUCGCAGCACUGGGCCAGCGAGGCGCGGGUGUGGCUGCAGUGGCGCUGCCGCGUGCCCACGCCCAUGCUCGCCCUCGGCAGGAAGGGCGCAGCCUCGACGGCGGCCGCUCGCUCGCUGCGUCGGCCAGCGUCGCAGCGGGCCCUGCUGGGUCUGGCGCAGCAGCGGCGCCACGGCGUCGAGCGGCAGCAGCUGAGUGCACGGAGCGCAGCGGUGCCCGAGGUGCUCGAGCUCGGCACGCCUGGUGGUGCGGCAAACGGCAGCGAUGCCGGCCCCGGCCCGCGAUGGGGCCACACGGCCGCCUUCCUGCCUCAGUCGCAGGUCGUGCUCUUCGUCGGCGGUCAGGUCCCGUCGUGGAACUAUGCCAGCGCCGGCAUGGUCACCAACGACGUCUUCGCCUUUGAUGUCUCGGCGCUCAACGCCAGCGCUGCUGGCAACACCACCGCGGCAUGGUCGCGCCUCUCGUCCGUCGGCCUGCCUCCGCACGCUUUUGCUGCGCGUGCCGUCACGCACGACGCCGCACACCUCGACGAGCGCCUCUGGAUCGUCGGCGGCGCCACGAGCGACUGCAGCCAGGAUGCGCCCGUCUACUCAUGGUCGGCGCCAGCCGGCGAGUGGCGCAACGGCACAUGGUCCACCCCCGCCAUCUCCUCGAAUGCCAGUGUGCCCGUGCGGCGGCGCGGAGCACGCGCAUUCCAGGUGCCCUCGGAGCUCGGCACCAAGGGCGCUGAGCGUGCGGCGGCACGCCAGCGUGGCGGCACCAGCUUCAUGGUCAUCGGCGGCACCGCCGACGGCAGCACCUGUGCACCCGCAGCCAGCGAGACGCAAGAGGCAGACUACUUCGGCGUCGACAUCUGGACCGGCGCCGCCGCCUCGCCGGCGGCACGCUCUGCGGCGGCAGGAGCACAGCCCGCCGGCGAUGACGGCAUGUCGGUCCGCUCGCUGGCGCUGGAGCCGUCGAUGAAGGGCCUGGCGCUCGUCGACUACGCCACGGUGCUGCUUCCGGCCAACGCCUCGACCAACUCGAGCGACCGCGUCCUCUUCCUCGGCGGCCGCGAUGCCAACCACACGCUGGCGUCGCUGGCGUCGUUCUGGGCGCUCGACCUCGCGUCGGGCAAGUGGGAGGAGUGGAACGCCACGAGUGCCGGCGAGACGCAGGACCUGCCCAGCGGCCGCGUCGGCCACACGGCCAGCCGCAUGCCCGACGGCCGCAUCCUCAUGCACGGCGGCUACACGACGCUCGAGCACGACGGCGUGCGCCGCAACGCCACCAACGAGGCCUUCGUCCUCGACCCGAGCGUGACGCCGGCGCGCUGGAGCCGCAUCACGGGCUUCGGCAGUGCGCCCGCGCGCGCCUACCACACGGCCGUAUGGGCCGGCGACGUGCUCGUCCUCGGCUUCGGCCAGGCCGUCGAUGGCUUCGCACCGGCGAACCACACGGUUGCCCUGCCCGCGAACAGCACCAAGACGCUGGCGCCCGACGCCAAUGGCGACGUCGCCGUUGUUGCGAGCAGUGCCGUGCACUUCCUCGACACGGCUGCACCCGGCGGCUGGCGCUGGAGCGACAGCCUCGACGACGUGGUCAACGCUCGCAAGCGCCCCGCCACCGUCACCUCGGAGACGCCCAGCACCGAGGCGCUGCCCACUGUCACGCCGGUUGCGCCGGUGCCCGAGCCCAACGUGGCCGCGGCGCCGAAGAAGCAGCCCGCGCCCGAGGCCACCGAGUCAUCACCAGCGGCUGACAGUGCACCAGCCGACAACCCGGCGCCCGACGUCACGCCUGUGGCUCCGACGCAGCAGACGGGCGAUGCUGCCAAGGUGGCAGUCGUGCCGGCAUCGCCCGUCGCCAGCACUGCUGCGGAUGCACCGCCCUCGAGCGACUCCUCGUCGUCCUCGAGCGCCACCAAGUCCGGCGCCAUUGCCGGCGGCAUCCUCGGCGCCGCGGCUCUGGCUGCCACGCUCGGCGGCCUGUACGCCGCACACAAGCGCCGCGAGGCCGCUCGUGACGACGACGGCCUCAACGACUUCUUCGGCAAGGACGGCGAGAUGCUGCAGCGGCCCGAGGAGCGCGGCCCGCCCGUGUCGAGCCUGUGGCUUAGCCAGCCGAUGGCCUGGGCCGCCACGGCAGGCAAAGGCCUCAAGCGGCAGGCGACGAACGCCUCGGAGGCCUUCCGUGCUCGUCGGCGCCGCAACUCGGCCACGCCGUCGGACGCAAGUGACCCCUUCGCCGACGAGUACACGUCUCCGAGCGGCGCGCGCGGCUUCGAGGUGCUGCGUAACGUGCCCGCUCGUGGCCGCCUGAGCAUGCGCCGUCAGCAGCAGAUGGACGCUGCCUGCGAGCCGUCGCUCGAGCAGGCCACGCCUCGCGCGCUGCCCACUGCCUUCAUCACAUCGCUAGUGGCCGACGACGAGGACCAGCGUGCGCUUUACGAGGUCGGACGCACCGUCGGCGGCGGCCGCGGUGCCUCGGACUUCGAGGCGCAGCACCCCUCGCGCUCGCUCCUGACGCCGCCGAUGGAGCACUACGACCGCUCGAUGAACCGCUCGAGCGAGUCGCUCGCCAGCGUCGGCAGCAUCAGCCACUUCUCCUACCCGUACCUCGCCGCCAUGCACCGCCCGAGCCUGGCCGGCGCCAGCAGCAGUGCCGGCGCCAGCCCGCGCAGCAACGUCUCCGGCUCCUACUACGACCCGGCCGCCGUGUCGCCGCGCGACGCCAUCCGCCGUGCCUCGCUCGCAGCUGGGGGCAUGUCGCCUAACGAGUCGUACUGGCCGACGAUGCCCGGUGCGGUCGCGCUCUCGCCGACAUGGCAGCGCGAUGACGCCGAUGCACGCGAUGCCAUCUUCGUCUCGCAGCUUGCUGCAGCCGACGGCGAGGAGCUCGAGGAGACGUGCGCCUCCGACGUUGCCGACGGCGCACCCAGCGCACUCGCUGGCGCGAGCGAUCCCGCGGCCUGGGCAGCCGGCAAUGCCUCGCCCAUGUUCCCCUGGGAGCGGCCCACGCCGUCUGCAGUGCCCAAGCUGAGCGUGCCCGCCAGCGCGCCGCUCACCUCGGCGCCCUUCCGUGCCCCGCUGCGUGGCGCCGAGGCCCUGCGCCUGCGCGACGACGAGCAGCAGCAGCGUGCCAGCAGCUCACGCCGCGCACGCCGCUCGCAGCUGCGCGUCAUGAACGACUCGGCGGCCUGAGCAUGCCCUAGCACCGACGAGCGCAGACUGAUGGAAGACUCGGCAGCGUGAAGUUCACCUUCUGCCGCCAUGGCUCUCAGUCUACUGCUCCGACUUGCUGGCGCCUAGGCCAGGCGCUGCAGCUCCUUUCCGUCCACCAUGUGCCGCUGUCUUCCCGUUACCUCAUCCUCGCGUCACCGCGACCCGUCAUCAUCUUCCUAAUC